This is a messenger RNA of Radiomyces spectabilis, 2784 nucleotides long. RefSeq lists its product as uncharacterized. The transcript is spliced from 3 exons. The coding region runs from base 1 to 2784 and encodes 927 amino acids. NCBI's taxonomy places the organism in Eukaryota, Fungi, Mucoromycota, Mucoromycetes, Mucorales, Radiomycetaceae. The record is from RefSeq and is a predicted model, not a curated record.
AUGUCUUGCUAUAAUACUUAUUGGAUCGAUGCGGCUCGUCAACCUUCCACUCAACGUGCCAUAAGAUCGCAACCACCGAUCCCGUCUCCAUCGGUCUCGUCGCCACUUUCACUUUAUAACAGAAAACCCACAUAUCGAAGAUCGAGACAGCCUGUGAACUUGUCGGCAGAUGACUAUGACGAUUUCUACAAAUCGGUGCGAUGGAAAGAGAACAUUUACUCAUCGGAUAUGGCUCAAUCCCUCGUGCCAAGGCAGCGUGUCGCUAGACGACGGCAAGUCUCUCUAGUUGAUUCCCCCCACCAAUCUUCCCGUCCACCGAGUGCUCAUCAUCGCCGUAGCAUCAGUGGUCCCAUGACCAGCAUUGACAAGGAUGCAGAGCAAAACCAGAAAUGGGUGGAUAACUUAACAGCAGAAGUCCGCGAUAUAUCGUCUGUCAAGUUACAAAAAUACGAGCCUCGCAAUCGCAUUCAACGUAAACCCGUUUCCCAGGUAGCCGAUCGUGUAUUCCAUGCGCCUGCCAUGACUUUGGCUGUUAAACCUUCAAGGGAGCCCGUGGUAACUGAAUCUGGGUGGAAAAUAUCGGACCGCAAGGGACAGUACGACCAUUUGAUUUUCCGAUCCCCUCUUUCCGUUCGAUCCACGGCGGCAUUCGAUUGCUCUACCAUCCCCACUACUGUAACAGACACCAUUCUUGAUAACGUCACAUCAUCCCCGUUAUCGCCAUUAUCGGUUACCACUUCCUUUUCUACGUCGUCGGAUUCGUCCCGAGCUUCCGGUAAACAAAUCGUGGCAGACACAAGCCGGUCUGUUCGUCAUACGAGUGACAAUGAUACUCCUGAAUUGGUCAACGCUUCGGAAAACAGUAACUCAAUUUCCGUCGGCGGUUUGUCAGACGGCGAUGAAAAAAAUCAAGUUUCUCCACGAUCCUCUCUCAAUGAGGUUAGUUUGGAUUCCAGUGCCAAUAUUGGUACUGCUGCACAGCUGAAAAGACAAUUGUCCAAACCCAAGCUGAGGCGUGUUCUUUCUGCUCGACCAAUCGUUCCUCGACAGUCGCUGGAUGAGCAGAAGGAUAAUGAAACAGAGGAACCAUCCGUUGUCAUGGAAGAAAAACCACCCACGUUUUGGAAUCCACGUAUCAACAGCGACAUUGCUCCUAUGCAGAGGAACCUGAGCCGAAAACUUAAAAGAUUACUGCAGCCGCAUCGUACGCGCGUCGAAGGCGCUUCCAAAGUGCAGCAUGCGAGUGAACGUACCUGGAGCGUGGGACGCCCUGUCACACCUAGCGAAGCAUUGGAAGGUGAUACAAACGACGACAAUACGAUGAAGGUCAAUCCUUUUGCAAUUUUAAGGCAAGUCUUCCAAUGUCAUGCCGUCGGUGACAGUACAGGAUUGCAUUUCAGCGAACAUGACUUUACUCAGAUUGACACCUAUGCUGCCAAUGUGCAGCAGCGCGGACCUUUGCUCACACCGACCAUUCUCACUCAACGGUUCCUGGUACGCCCUUACCGACGAGAAUUAUUCAAAUUGCGAUGCAUUUUUGUCUGGCUCUUGCAAAACAUCAGCAUCGCCUCAGCCGGUACGAGCAAGUCUGAUCUGCAAAGGUCACCUUCCGAUGUCAUGCAAGCUUAUUUGCUGGAAGAAGCAAUGGAGAACUUGAACGAUGACGCCAUUGACUGCCUAUUAGAAUCAGCUGACGAGGUAUUGGCACGACGUUCCUGUCGCUCGUCUGUCGGUAUGGCCAACCUCUUUUGUGACAUGGCUGUAGCCGCCGGAUUCACAGACACACGAGUCAUUUUUGGCUGUCUGAAAGGACCUCCUGGAUUAUCAGAUCUUUCAAAAGAUAAAAUGACGCAGAACCAUGCAUGGUGUGUGGUCAAUGUUGAGGGCGAGUAUCGCUUCAUUGAUUGCUGGCUAGCCUCUCCGUAUCAACCCCGCAAUAAUAAUGCGACCGAAUUUCACUGGUUCCUCACCAAACCGAAAGAAUUCAUUUAUACUCAUUUCCCGGAAAAUGGGGCAGAUCAAUUCCUACAGCCGACCAUCACCGCAUCAUUAUUUUUGGCUCUCCCUCUUGUAUGGGCACCCUUCUUCAGUCAUCGUAUGCGCGUGAUCAAAUAUGCCAUAACAUCCUUGCAUCUCCAAGACGAUCAGGUCUGCCAUCUCUGGAUUCGUGUCGAAGAUGGUGUAUCCUGCUUCGCAGAGGUGGAAGCACCAUCAACUCAUGACGACGACGCUGCUUUCUGCAGCAAACGUGCUCUGGCACAAUGCCGGACCAUGGAAAUAAAAGGGAAAUCCGUACGGGUAUGCAGAGUCAAGGCAAUUUUACCAGCAGGUCACGAUCAUGGCUGGCUGAAAGUCUAUGCUGGAUCGCGGGCAACACCUCCGCAUCCUUCCACAUCGGGCGCAGUACAUUACCAGGAAAAAGUCGGGGCCCACCUCUAUGACCUUGCUCUGUGUUUCAGAUUGACGCAAACCGGCUGUUCGCGACCUUUUGAUUUCGUCCAAUUGCAUGUCAGCCAGCAUGAAUUCUACGUUCAAGAACCACAAUGUUACCAGCUAUACCCAUUGCAAACCUACAAUUUCUGUGUUCUCGGUGAAGAUGCGGGUCAUCACAAGUUGGCGAUCCGAAGUCCAAGCGGAAAAUUGUACAAGUUGAUGUACUAUCCGCACGAUCAUUCGUAUGAUGGAAGCAUCACCGUGUCUGAAGUCGGAAAAUGGACCUUGAUUUGCUUGCUACAUCAUGCUGGAGGGUGGUAUGUGGUGGCGACUUGGGAAUGUCUCGGCUAA